GCCGGCGGCCCCCCACGGCCGGCACACGCUCCGUGUCGCGGAAGCGCCGCUGAAAGCUGUUGCGCAGCCAUUGGUACCUGUAUUGGGGAAACAUAGCAUACAAGCAAGAAGCUUACAGCCUCAGUGGCGAAAAUUUUUUCAUGUCAGAGACCGAGAACUCUUGCAGUCGUUUAUGUCAUCCCUUCUUCUCCAGACAGAAGAUACCAAAAAGUUGCAAUCAAAGAUCUCUUCAUCUUAUUGAUAAAGCCACUAAUAAGCCAAAAUGUCUGUCAACGUCAACCGCAGCGUUUCAGACCAGUUCUAUCGCUACAAGAUGCCCCGUCUGAUUGCGAAGGUGGAGGGCAAAGGAAAUGGAAUCAAGACAGUUAUAGUCAACAUGGUUGACGUUGCAAAGGCGCUUAAUCGGCCUCCAACGUAUCCCACCAAAUAUUUUGGUUGUGAGCUGGGAGCACAGACCCAGUUUGAUGUUAAGAAUGACCGUUACAUUGUCAAUGGAUCUCAUGAGGCGAGUAAGCUGCAAGACAUGUUGGAUGGAUUCAUUAAAAAGUUCGUUCUCUGUCCUGAGUGUGAGAAUCCGGAAACAGAACUGCAUGUCAAUCCAAAGAAGCAAACAAUAGGUCAUUCUUGUAAAGCCUGUGGCUAUCGAGGCAUGCUUGACACACAUCAUAAACUCUGCACGUUCAUUCUCAAAAACCCACCUGAGAAUAGUGACAAUAGUACUGGAAAGAAAGAAAAAGAAAAGAAAAACAGAAAGGGCAAAGACAAGGAAAAUGGCUCUGUAUCCAGCAGUGAGACGCCACCACCGCCACCACCACCAAAUGAAAUCAGUCCUCCUCCACAUGCUGUGGAAGAGGAGGAGGAUGAUGAUUGGGGGGAGGAUACAACUGAGGAAGCUCAAAGGCGCAGAAUGGAUGAAAUCAGUGACCAUGCAAAAGUUUUGACACUUAGUGAUGAUUUGGAAAGAACUGUUGAAGAGCGGGUCAAUAUCCUGUUUGAUUUUGUUAAGAAGAAGAAAGAAGAGGGUAUUAUUGACGCAUGUGACAAAGAAAUUGUUGCUGAAGCAGAAAGACUGGAUGUAAAAGCCAUGGGUCCUCUUGUUCUAACCGAAGUUCUUUUUAAUGAGAAGAUAAGAGAACAAAUUAAAAAAUACAGGCGCCAUUUUCUACGAUUUUGUCACAACAACAAAAAAGCUCAGCGGUACCUUCUUCAUGGUUUGGAGUGUGUGGUAGCAAUGCAUCAAGCUCAGCUCAUCUCCAAGAUUCCACAUAUAUUGAAGGAGAUGUAUGACGCAGACCUUUUAGAAGAGGAGGUCAUCAUCAGCUGGUCGGAAAAGGCCUCUAAGAAAUAUGUCUCAAAAGAACUUGCCAAAGAGAUUCGUGUCAAAGCAGAACCAUUUAUAAAAUGGCUGAAGGAGGCAGAGGAAGAAUCUUCUGGUGGUGAAGAUGAUGAUGAGGAUGAGAACAUUGAGGUGGUGUAUUCGAAGACUGCCAGUGUACCAAAAGUUGAAACUGUGAAGUCUGACAAUAAGGAUGAUGACAUUGAUAUUGAUGCCAUUUAAAGGGUGCAACCUAGCUUACCAGUGUAAUGCUGCAAAUUUUUCUUCAUUAUCAGCCAGAAGUGCAACAUGAAUGUGCGAAAGCUAAAAUAGCUUAACAUCAUGCUACACUUUGUACUAAAAAUUUAUUGCUGUGAGUGGUCUGUAUGUAAUUAAGCCCAACGAGACAUCUAGGGGAGUCCAUACACACAUCAGUGAACAGAUAAUAGUUUGCUUAUUUAUAGCAUGUUUUCUUUUUGAAAAACUAGUGGUGGACACAUUUGGAUCACAUUUAUACAGUUAGUUAUAAAAAUAAAGAUUUGAUUUUUUUGGUCAAUCUUCAGAUUUUUGGCUGUGAAUGACUUAAGCUGAAGUAAUUGGCUCCCUUUUAAAAUGUUGCACCAUCAUUUAACUUGAUAGGAUUCUUGGAGCCUAUUCAAUAUUGUUAAGUGCCGAGACUGUAAAGCAAUCUUCAGCAGGAUGUAAACAAAUUUAUUUGUAAUAACCAUAUUCAGCCAUGGAGAAAUAUAAUAUGUCUUGAGUUUUAUCUCUAGUCCCUCAAAUUGGCAUCUGGUAAUUUGUCUUCCCGUGUGAGGUAGACUGAUAAUCAGAUUGAGAAGUAAAAACGACCUGAGUGUCCUAUAAAUAACUUUUAAGAGCAGGUUUUGAAACAUGGAAUUGUUUUUUCAGUUCUACACUUGCCGAAAAUUAUAGUCUUUGAAAUUGUGUUCAUUGCAUAUUGUAUCAGGGAAAUUAUUACAUUAACAAGCAUUUUAUGUGUAUGUAGUGGUUGCUUUGUACUGGGAGGAAACUCAAACUUCGGGGUGUGAUUAAAUAGUAAACUGAUUUUAUUUGGGGGAAACAGAAAAAGGUGCACUUAAUCUCUAGCAAAAACUGAGCAUAGUUUUUCAGUUUUUACCCUAUGGUUUAAAUUACAGUUUCAAGAUGUUUAGAUAUAUUUUCUGUUCACUGUGGUUUUUACCCCCGGUACAAUUUGUUCUUUUAAUGCCUUUUACAUUUGGACAGAAAGCUUAUGCUUUUUAGAUUUUGGUUGCUAUCUUGCCAAAAUAAGUGUUAACUAAUGUUUCAAACUUGAUUUUUUUUCCCAUAAUGUCUUAUUUAUAAAAAAACAAAACUAAAAGCAUAUUUCUAAGUCGGAACCUAAAAUUUGGUAUAAGAGUUGGGGUAUUUUUACUUUACACUGAAUAUUUCCAGAUACCCAAGAAAUCUGUGGUGAUGGCCACUGAGUUCACAGGACUAGGGCCUGGCCCAGCCAGUCUAUGUAAAAGUCAAUUUUUCUUUUGAAUUCCUUGCCCAAUUAACUUUUCUAGAACUUGAUUUUGCUUCUGACUGUAUUUGAGUAAUCUUCAAGGUAAAAACAUGUUGCAUUUAUUCUUUUCCACAAAAAGUGCACAGUGGGAAUAUGGAUUCCCACUCAUACAUUGAGACCUUAAUAAUGUGUAUAAAAAUUUUUCACAUUGAAAUUAUAGACAUUUGAUAAAAUAAAAACCUUGUUAACUUGAUAUUCUAAGGAAUUGAAACCUAGCAAUCUUAUUGGGGAAAUAAGAAUUGGUCUCCAGCUGUCUUGAUAGAUUCUGUUAAGAGGAGAGCAGGAGGCCAUAUAGCUGGAGGGAAUGUGCUUUGUCACACCAAAGAGAAUAGAAAGUUUUUGCAACAUGUUUCUUAGGUUUCAGUUUCACUGCUGCAAGGCCAACUUGCUUUCAUUAACUGAAAUUCUGUAGGACUUACUGGUGGCCUAAGCUAAAUUGCACUCAGCAUACCCGUUGUCAGGCUAAUGAGGUUCUGUUAUAGAACUUUUACUCUGAAGGAAAACAUGUUCAGGGCUUCUAAACACUAAGAAAAUUUUGGCUUAGACCAGUGUUCAGUCUGGUGCCAAACUUUCAGUGGAAUUCAAAUUCAUGUAAUCUGAAUUUUAUUCACAGAAGUUAUGCUAAUAGAGUAAUUCUUCACUUUUGCUCUAUUGAAAUGUCUUAAGAUUUUUUUGUUUCAAAUAGCUACAUUACUUGAUUAAAACAAUGUUAAAAUUA
Galeopterus variegatus (Sunda flying lemur) is the source of this 3582-nucleotide messenger RNA. RefSeq names its product eukaryotic translation initiation factor 5 (gene EIF5). Gene Ontology annotation, cellular component: cytosol. The record is from RefSeq and is a predicted model, not a curated record. The transcript has 12 exons. Gene Ontology annotation, molecular function: translation initiation factor activity; eukaryotic initiation factor eIF2 binding; GDP-dissociation inhibitor activity. Bases 263 to 1558 code for a protein of 431 amino acids. Lineage: Eukaryota; Metazoa; Chordata; Mammalia; Dermoptera; Cynocephalidae. Gene Ontology annotation, biological process: formation of cytoplasmic translation initiation complex; formation of translation preinitiation complex; translational initiation.